Messenger RNA from Phytophthora nicotianae INRA-310, 830 nucleotides. RefSeq lists its product as hypothetical. NCBI's taxonomy places the organism in Eukaryota, Oomycota, Peronosporomycetes, Peronosporales, Peronosporaceae. Gene Ontology annotation, molecular function: transmembrane monodehydroascorbate reductase activity. Bases 52 to 681 code for a protein of 209 amino acids. The transcript is spliced from 4 exons. The record is from RefSeq and is a predicted model, not a curated record.
CCUUUUGUAGCUCCCGGUGGUGCUGUCACAACACAUCCAAACCAAGCCUCGAUGGUUAAGAAGCUGGAGCUACUGGUGCUGUGCGGCCUACUGGGCGCCCCCUGCGCCACCAUCCUGUCCAGGUGUGCGGCUGCGCCCUCACUGUUCGCCGUGCACCCCGCUGCCAACGCCGUCGCCUUCCUACUGUGCUUUCCACUAGGUAUCUACGUCAUGGUGGAGCGCAAGACCGUGACGCACUUCAAGACUCGGGUCUUCCUGUCCCAGCUGCACAUGUUCUCUCAAAUGCUGGCGAUGCUGCUACUGAGUGUCGGCGGUGCGGCAGCGUACAUGACCAAGAACGCGUUCGGUAAGGACCACUUCACGUCCACGCACUCGUGGCUCGCCGGCGCCACGGCCACAUUGUCUACACUCAACAUGUUGGGAGGCCUCGCCACCACUUUUGGCGGCAAGAAGACGAGCUGGCAAUGGAAGAACCCGGGCCACCGCAUUGGAGGCACUCUGGCAUUCCUGGGCGGAGGUUUGAGUGUUAUCCUCGGUGUAUACAGCGGAAGCUGGGGCAUCUCCCAGUUGGGUGAGGACUUGCAAUUGAAGGUGGCCUGCUCCGUGGCAGCUGCAUACUCGCUUCUGUUCCUGAAAAUUGUGGUGAGCAGUUCUGCGUCUCCGGCUGAGAAGAGUGACUAGAGGAAAAAUGAUAAAAUGGUUAAGUGCGGCUCAUCAAAUAGCCCACAGACCGUUGCUUUGAGAAAGACAUGAACAAACUGCAAUUUCCAGUCUUGAAGAUAACAUCGCUUCACUCGUUGAAUGUCAUCACCACCAUCUUCGGCAGCUUC